Trichoplax adhaerens is the source of this 498-nucleotide messenger RNA. RefSeq lists its product as uncharacterized. Bases 1 to 498 code for a protein of 165 amino acids. The transcript has 4 exons. The record is from RefSeq and is a predicted model, not a curated record. NCBI's taxonomy places the organism in Eukaryota, Metazoa, Placozoa, Uniplacotomia, Trichoplacea, Trichoplacidae.
AUGAGUGACGAAGAUGACAUUUACGACGAAUAUGUACCCAUCAGAAAAAAUUUACUUUGUAUCAAGAAUGCUUACGAUCAAUUUGUAUCAAAAUUAGCCAAAAAAUUACCGACCAAAUCUUUUUACAAAGGAGCUUUCCAGUUCGGUAUUAUUGAUCAUCAUCAAGUUGCAUGUAAGCAAAUUGAUAUCAAUGAAAAAAUUUUGGGUGCUAUCGAUCCUGAGCAGUUCGAUGAUAUCAAAGAUUGGCUAUCGAUGAUGUUUGAUGAUGAUCAAUGCCGUCCAUUUGCUCGUGAAUUCAUCGAAGAAUUAAGUAAAGAAUUAGGUGAAUCAAGCCUGGAACAACUGUUAGAAAACGUAUAUAUAAAAGAUGGAUUCUUUGUCAUUUCAAACGAAGUUGAAGGAGGAUCCUCAUUUAAAUCAGUCCAAGUCGAUGCAGAUGAGCCAGUUAUCAUUAUUAAAGAUAAAAAUCGAAAAGUUCAUGAACAAUUGCGUAGCUAA